Drosophila subobscura is the source of this 2207-nucleotide messenger RNA. RefSeq lists its product as uncharacterized. Lineage: Eukaryota; Metazoa; Arthropoda; Insecta; Diptera; Drosophilidae. The record is from RefSeq and is a predicted model, not a curated record. Bases 124 to 2106 code for a protein of 660 amino acids. The transcript is spliced from 3 exons.
UUCUUAAAAACUCUCAUUAUUUCGAUAACCAGACAAGCCCAAAUUUUGUAGUCCGAGUGUUUGUCCCCUGUUUUCUGUGUGUGAUUCGUGGAAUGUGCCCAAGAACUGAAAGGUAAACCUGCAAUGGCGGUCUCCAAUCACCGCAUAACACUCAGCUCUGAGGAAUAUGAAGCGGAUGUACACACAUUGAGAACAAUCAAAACCUUCGAUGAUCUCUACAAGACCUACAGACCCACCCUAGUACCGCCGAAACCCAAAAAGAAACCCACAUCCAUCCUGAGGAAAAGACAAACUAAAGACUUCCGCAAUCAAAACGAUGGCAAAGGGACAGAAUGCCGUCAAAACGAUUGUCAAGCUGCGAGAUGGCAUCCUUAUGAUGCUACCACGCUCAUAGGACCAAGUAAUAGUAUAUUAAAUUUAACAAUAAGCCAGGAUGAAGGUUCCACAACAACCAUCAAAGCCAGGGAGCAAAACAAUCUUGAGCAUGCGAAAUCCGUGGGCAGCAGCUCAAGCCUCCAGGAUGAUCAACCCAACCCACGCAUUGCUUCAGGUCGCAAUCCAUUCAGUAAAUAUUCAAAUAGCCAGUGUAAAUUUAACAAGUGUAAAUCUGGUUGUAGGCAGGAGAAAGCAUGCGUGAACCAUGCCGCAUACUCUUAUCUGGAACCAGAACAAAAUCAGAGCUAUCCCGAGUCGCAACAAAACGAUGUCUAUGCUGAGUCUCGAGAAACCGCUGUUUAUCCUGAUGCUGAGACUCGAGAAGCCCCUGUCUUUACCGAAACUCGGGAAAUCCCUGUCUAUCCGGAGACUCAAGAAAUUCAAGACUAUCCUGAACCACGACGAGCGAGCCAAGACUAUCCUGAACCACGAUAUAACCCCGUCUAUCCUCAACCACGAGAGAACCCCGUCUACCCUAGGCCGCGAGAAACCCGUCGCUUAUCCGAAGAAAAUCCAUCCUAUGGCGGCUUGCCCAAAUUGCAACGAAAUCCCAUCUAUGCGCAACAAAAUCCCAACUAUAGCGAAUCACAGCAGAGUCAUGACUUUGCCGAAUCGGACAGAAAAACGAAUCAUUACAAUGAGCACAACAAUUUGACAAUCGUCACUAGCAAUGGCACUGAAUAUCCCAAUGAAUCAUUCGUCAAGAUGCAGUCCUACGAUCCCUAUACGCUGUACUGCCAGUGCAGUAAGUGCCCCAAUCCCAAGGAUUUCCAAUUCGAUCCGUACAGGAAUUAUGGUGAGGCAUCCAAUGCCGAUGUGGCUGCAGCUCGGUUUGCAAAUGCAGAACCUAAAGGAGGCACACCAAUGAGCCGUUCGGAAGAGUCCCAAGGCUUUGCCGAAGAGCAGCCAAUGCCAAACCAUGAAGGGAAUACAGAGGCUAUCUAUCAGCCAGCUGGUCAGCCUUAUUAUUGUUUUUAUCCGCCCAUGACGACUUCUGAUCCAAUUGAUGGCAAUACCUUGCCCGAAGAUGCCACAAGGAGUGCUAGUAGACCAAAGACCAGAGGCAUGAAGAGACCUUCUAAUAUUCAAACGGGCUCCUUCAUAUCUGGCUUUCAGUCAGCGGCGGCAAGUCCGGCAGCGGAAGCUGUGAAUUACACUCAAAAUCAAAACGCUGGCGCCAACUGCGUGGAUGUUGAGAGCUUCCUUGCCAAUUGCAAGAAAUGCGCGGUGCCAUCUUGCGAUCCCUGCCAGGGCUGCUGUCCCUUAUACCCACCUGCAUGCAUGGGUUGUUGUCCCAGCCCCCCAAAGGCUGCCGCCUGCAACACCAACGAAUGCUACUGCAUGGGCUAUGUGCACGACAGUCUGCAGGAUCGAUCGGUCUAUGCCGCAGACUAUCGGCCGGUUAUGUGUGGCGGCAACAACUUUCAACACUUUGCCAACGGCAUUAGUUGCCUCUGCGCAGAUCUGCCGGUGGGCGGUGGCUGCGGACCCUGCAGCAAUAAUUGUGCUUUUGGCUGUAGCUUCUCCACGGAACCACCAUCGUGCUGCGUUGGUCGUCAGCCCGCCUGCGGUCCAACUGGUCAGUCAUGCUGCUUGUAUCCACUGGCACAGCUCAGUCCUGGUUAUUGUAACUCUUAUCCUUGCGGCGGAUAUAAUACUUUUUGCAUGUAAAUGGCAGCGAUUCAAGUUCAGAUUGUUAUAGAUAAUUCAACACAACAAUAGAAAGGUAAGAUAAAUUAAUAGGAAUAUUAUCUCAGAUGGGAAAUAAAUGU